AACUCUUGCAAGAAAAAUUUAGAUACUCUGUAGAGCAGCAGAGUGAAAUUUAUGAUGAAAAUGGGGAAAUCAUUCAGAAGCGUUGUUACAAUCUUAGUACUUUUGAAAUAUAUAGUUCAGUGGCUACAACGGUUUGGUCUCGUGAUACUAUUUUAUGUGACUUGGAAGGCUGUAUUCUUACUCCAUGGAAAGUGUUAUCUUGAAAGCACUUUACAGGUUGGAAUUAUCCAUGAAUUAAUUGGAAAUGGGUCUGAGGCUGAAACUCUUCUAUUGUGGGGGAAAAACAUCUCUGGUUUCCAAGGGUUGCGUCUUUUCAAAGUUGCAUUUUCUUCUAUCUUGGGAAGACUGUACCGCAAGCAACGUCUAUGGGAUUUGGCAGAAAAGGAACUUCAAAGCGCCAAGCAAAUACUAGCAGAUAGCUGUACUGCCAUUGCUUGUUUGAAAUGCAGAUUGCUCUUGGAAGUUACCACUGACCUGCAACUGGGAGAUUUAUUCAGAAGUCGUCGUGAUGGUAAUACAGCAAAUGUUUCUGAAAAGAGAUUAUGUUACGCAGAAGAUCUGUGCAAAUCAGCUUUAGACAAACUUAAUUGUUCUGAGUGGAAAAACUCAGUGAGUAAUCCUGAGGCAGUUGGUGCUGAGAACACCAUCAUUGGUGAUGCUCUUGAGAGGGAGGUUGGCAUUUUGCGUGAGCAAUUCUUUCGCCUGCACAGCAAAUCAUUUAGAUAUCUCUCCAAGUGGUUUCUCCAUUGAUCACCCCUCAUAUGGGGUGAUGGAUAUAUCCAACAAAUCACCCCCUUAACCCAUGUGAGGUGAUCCAGUGUACAUGCUGCUGCUAAUCUUGUCAUGCCCAAAUUUCAAAAUAAUCUGCAUCUCCUCACUGAGACGUUUGCAUCCCCUGAAGCUAGAGAUAACACACCAGAGAUACAACAGGAGGAGGGAAUCCUACAUUCUCAACUCAACUCAUACAACUCUCUGAUUUGGAGAGAGCCUCUACUCCUAUCUCCCACAGAUCUUUUCCACGCUUAUUGUCUUGGAUGUCUUCACCUGCUAUGCUUGAACUUGUGUAACCAAAAUAGCCUGCACCCCCUGAUUGGAUGUCCUGCACCCCCUGAUUGAGAUGCUCUUGAUUGUCAUGCAUUACCUCGCACGACUAAUCAUUGAAGCAACAGAAAACUCUUCAUUUGUCUGGUCAACAUUCCUGGUUUUCUUUGCUUGGAGUUUCCUUUAAACUAUCCUGAACUUAUUAACAUUUACCCUUUGCACUCCUGAACAACUUUCCAGCGUUUCCACACACUUGUUGCUCAUGCCUUUUGCAAUCCCUGAUCUCCAGUUUAGCGAUACGCAUUACCUGCACAUCUUUCACUUGUACUACAAGAUUUGACGGUUGACAGUAGCUUUCUCUGCCAAAGCAACUUCAACAAAUUUGUACAAGUAACCAAACUAUGCAACACCUAGCAUAGUACCCACACCCAUACUCCUUGAGUGCUCAUUGUGGCAUUAUCUCUCCUCC
Messenger RNA from Camellia sinensis, 1510 nucleotides. NCBI's taxonomy places the organism in Eukaryota, Viridiplantae, Streptophyta, Magnoliopsida, Ericales, Theaceae. The record is from RefSeq and is a predicted model, not a curated record.